Messenger RNA from Ylistrum balloti, 1166 nucleotides. Its product is annotated as bromodomain-containing protein 4-like. The record is from RefSeq and is a predicted model, not a curated record. The coding region runs from base 1 to 1140 and encodes 379 amino acids. Lineage: Eukaryota; Metazoa; Mollusca; Bivalvia; Pectinida; Pectinidae. The transcript has 6 exons.
AUGUUACAGUCAUUGGGUGAAUCAGAUGAUGACUUUGACGAGUAUGAUCCUUAUGGUUUGAACCAAUUAGUGAAAAAUCCAUUUGGAGGAGACCUGGGACCUGAAGUAUUCCCAGAUCAUACUUUCCAGUCGGAUGCUUCAGGGGCACCUGUUUUUGAGAAAGUCCUUGAAGAAGGAGAUGGAGCAAACGAGGAUCCGUUUGAAUACAUUCCACCGACACAUCAUCUAGAGCAGUCGGUUGUACCGAACUCAGCACCGCCUUUGAGAGAACGUAUACACCCGACCCAUGACUACCAAACCUUGCCACGAUACACACGCUCAAACUUCAAACCACUUCCAAUUCUGAAAGACACCAAGACUUCAUCAAUGGCUAUGGGAGGGUCUGGCUAUCAAAUCAAACCUGGGGGCAAGGUAGUCAAACCACCCCCUCCAUAUUCCAUGGAUGACUUCAUGCAGAAAAUGAAAGCAAAUGCAAAGAAAAAGAAGAAAAAGGUAACGAAGAAACGCAGACAGAUGAAAGCACGAACAGCACCUCUAGACGAUAAUGUUGACGUCUAUAUGGGACAUGCACGACAAACACCACUUCCAAGUAAAAUUCACACGCCUAUAGAUUUUGAGAUGUCCCGUAUACCAUCAGAAUCACCGCCUCCGUACGCUUCUCCACAGCCUAAGGGAUCUAACUCCGGUAGCAGCCGUGGUCCAGGCGAUAGUGAAUCCAUCGAAAAUGUGAGUCAGAGCAGUCAAUCACCACCAACGGCCAUCUCUUUCUUAGCUGCCAAACCGCUUCAAGAUUUCCCUCCUGUGGUACGUCCUAAGGAAGCCUUUAUGAAGUCACCAACAGUCACUCCAUCAGUGCCGUCUUCUUCCCAACGAGUUGCUUCUUUCAGCAGUCAGCGUCAAACAACGUCUCCAACAUCACAGACUCAACCAAGAAUAAAAUCGAGUCGUGCUCCUUCUCCUUUCCUAUACAUGCGGGACAAGCCAGAGCGAGAGCCUAUUGAUAUUGACGUGGAUACAGAUAGCACGUACGGAAUCGAGGAAAUCGACAACCCAGCGUUUGAUGGUGAUGGUGGUGGCAUUUCACCAAGUCAGCCGUUCCUUGAGCAAGGCAAACGAAAUUCCCCUGAAUCUGAGGCUUAGUUGGUCAAAACCAUGUGAAGUGAUAA